CUCUCUCUCUCUCUCUCUCUCCCUCUCCAACUCCUCACAAACAAUCCUCAUCCUCCAGGACUCUCCCUCAUCGCGCUCCUUCUUCCUUCCUUCACUUUUGCCUAUUUUCCAUCCUUUUUUCACCCCCAUCCCUUUCUUUUUACUUUCUCUGAAACCCAUCCUCAACCCUUCACACCUCCAGAGAUGUGAGGGGAUAAUGAGGACCCCCUGCCAGCGCUGCUGACUUGGAAGAUCCUUGCAUCCUCAUCUUUUGCUCUGUGUUUUUUUUCCGUCUCUCUCUCUCUUUCUCUCUCUCUCUCUCUCUCUCUCUCCCUCCUUUUUCUCGGAUGUUCAUCUGCCUCUCAACAAUGUAAGCGACGUACUGUCAGUUCAGUGAUGAAGAAGCGCACUACUUGGCCCGUUUUCCCCGCAUCUUAUGUGCUCGCUCUUUCAGCCGGAGGGAAGGAAUGAAGGAUUUUUGCGCGGAGGCAAAGUUUGAGGGCACCUGCUCACCUGCCCGCCUCUGCCUUUAACUGAUUACCAGGAAGAGAGCGGAACAACAGAUGAAGAACUUCUGAGCGAGCUGACUAUUGUUCUGGCGUUUUUUUUUUUUUAAAUAUAUAUUUAUUUAUUCUCGCUUGAGUGGGAUUUGGUCACCUUCUUGGAGGAAUUCGAUGUGCGCCACGCUGAAGGAUAUGACUUAAAACAAAGAUGCUGGCGUUGACAGCUGGAGUAAGGUCCGUGACUUGAGUGCUUUUCUCACUUCAAACUAGAAAUUGCCCCAGACUUAGGUGAAAAGCCGUCCAAAUGGGAGGAUACCUGGAGGACUGAGGCGGAUUCGGCAGCCGAGAUAAGAUGUGGAUAAAAAGGAGCGCUGCGCGCAGUUCGUCUGCUCUGAGGCCAGGCAGCUGUGUGGGGCACUGGGUCUGGAUCCUGCUGGCCAUGACUCACCUCACCUUGGACUUCUCUGUGUGCAGCCCCCUCAGCCCGAGCCUGGGGAUCAAGCUCACGCCUAAAUUGGUUGCUCGCUCCUGGCCUCGGUUGCAACCUCUCUGGGAUAUGCCCAACAAGCUUCACUGGAGAACAGUGGGCCCAUUGGCGCGUCGACUCCUCCACCCCGUUCCUCCACCUCAAGAGAACAGGGCAGGGAUGGGGCUAAAAUCCAAAGGUCAAAUGCACCGGAAGUUAGCACAUAGAGGGCAAGCGGCAUGUAAGGAUUGCUGGUCCAAAUACUCUCAAACAGAGCCAAGUGACCCUUUGGCUGGGAUAGUAGAAACUCCAGUCGCGACGAGAGGAAAGUUGUUAAUCAGAGCCAGGAGGCAACUCAAAGGGAACAGCUACAACAAGCUUCAGGAGGGCCCGAAUGCUACGGUGCAUACUAAGGGGACUACUACGGUGCCUAGUUUCAUAGACUGGGGACCCACAGGGACAGAUAGCACUGAUGAUGACAGCAAAGGAGAAAUCAAUGAAAGGCUAUCCACCAGGGCCUCACCCACCACAGUGGCAACAACUACUAGCACUACUUCAAGGGUCUCCGAAAGGACGUUCACUGUGGUGACCUCAACACAGUCCAAGAGUACCACCAAGUCCUCUAUCAGCAAACCAGAGACUGCCAAACCACCAAAGCCAUACGGGGACACACCAGGUUUGGCAGUUCACCAGAUUAUCACAAUCACUGUGUCUCUCAUCAUGGUGAUCGCAGCCUUGAUCACAACACUCGUCCUUAAAAACUGUGCGUGUUUUUGUAGCUGUGCGCAGUCUGGAAAUGGCCGCCACAAUAGCCAUCAGAGAAAGAUCCACCAGCAGGAGGAAAGCUGCCAGAACCUGACAGACUUCACGCCGGCCCGCGUGCCCAGCAAGGUGGACAUCUUCACUGCCUACAACGACAGCCUGCAGUGCUCGCAUGAGUGCGUACGGACUGCCGUCCCCAUCUACACUGACGAGAUGAUCCAGCAGACACCUGUGUACAAGACGGCUUACAAUGGAAACAGGCCCUCCCCCACCGAAAGACAACUGAUUCCUGUGGCCUUUGUGUCAGAGAAAUGGUUCGAGAUCUCUUGUUGACGAGCUAUAGGCUUUCACUCGUUUACUGGGAAAGACUUCAUGAAUCCGGACUCUGGAUCCAGUUGGAAACAAGAAACACACAAAAACAGCUUAUUUUGUAAAAUAGUGUAAUCUCUCCUCGGACAUUUGUGAAGAUAUUUAUUUUUCUAGAGAUAACAAGCUGAGCAGCCGUGGAGCUGCUCUUCCAUCUUUCCCGAAAAACAGCAUUCAUUUAGGUAGAGAGUACAUAGAUAUAUAUAUCUAAAUAUAUAUAGAUAUAUUUACAGGACGUAUGGGACGAGACUGUGGACAUCGAGGAUGUCUAAUGGAAAAUAUUUGACUUAAGAUGAAGGAGCCCAAGGAGCUGCUUUGGGUGGGAGACAAACUAUAUAUUUCUGAACAAUGUGCCAAUAAUGCCACUAUGUGCCACAACCUGGAUAAAUGGAAGUUUUAACAAUAACUGAAGGACUAAAACAAAGUGUGUUGUAUUAAACCUGUAUCAGUUCUUAUUCCUUUAUUAAUUUUCUUUUUUUUGUCCUUUUUUUAAAGAAAUGUAAAAAAGAAAAUACUUCAAGGGUGUUUGAAAAUGUUUUGAAGUAAUUUUGAGAAAUGGUUUGCAAAGGAGUCUAAAACAUAUUUCUACGAAUCACAAAAAAAGAGAGUUGCAACAAAACAUAUAUAGAUGGUUUAUGCUUUAUUGAACAAUUGACUUUAAAGACAUAAUUUGUAUUAAGUCCCAUUUUAAAACCAGAAUAGUUAUGUCUAUUUUUGUACACCUAGGAAUUAAACACAAAACAAACAAAAAAAACACACAAAAAAAAGUCUGCCGCAGCACCGACAGUGGUAAGUCUGGAGAACGGAGGACCGCUGCUGUUACACGCCCCCCCACUGUUACCCGAAACUAUUACAAAGGACCCCAUCUGCAUCUGGCUCAAGCCAACCCAAUGCUCACGUCACUGCUUCUUAAUCAUGGAGGUUAAUGAAAACAGAUAUGGAAGGUUUUCGUGGUGAAGGUGUAUGCAACAGCACCACAUUCAUAUAGUUGGAACACGGAGAAUCAGACUCACUGCAGGGAACUCCACAGGAUAUUCAUAGCGUCUCAGGACUGUCUAGGUUUCAUGCAAAGUACAAAUUAGUCUCUUACUAAGCAAUUUAGUCAGACUAAAUUCUGAUACUUGGUAUAAUUCAAAUGGAAAGUGAAAAAAAAAGAGGCUCAAACAUCUCCGAAAAUAUAUGAACCAGUUUUCUGGAUGAAGAACGGGAAGCAACAGAGACAUAAUCCUAAGGCUCAGAAUGAUCCUCAGCAAGUUUCCUUACCAGAUGUAUUGCAAAGGCCACCUCUCUAUAGACCCACCUGGUCCUCUACCAACAGGAAAGCAGUUCAAGGAGAAUAAAAUUUAACCAGUUUUCACCUAAACAGAUUGUGUUGAACUAAAUGAUCCAGCCGUAUCUGAAAUAAUUCAAUUAAAAAAAAAAGCUGACACUCCCUGAUUGUUUUGUUAAAGUCAAAGGAUUAAGACAAGCCAAUUACCCACCACUAAAUUGGUUGAAACAGUCUCUGAAGUCAGGUGGAGUGAACUGCGUGGUGAGAAGAAUAGCAGCGCUCUCCCGAGAGCCUCCUAGCACCAAUGACUUUAUUAUUAUUAAAACUUCAAGCUCUGAUUACCUUUGUGCUACGAAGCUCUUGUGAAAACUGUCUAAUAAUCUACCUGUAAUUGUGCUGUAGGUUUGUACAAAGCACAAACACAAUUCUGUAAUUGUAAACAUUUUUUUUUUUGGGCUGCAAACAGCAAUAUGUACAGAUUUAAUCGGUUUCACUGGGUGUUGGGAAAAUUCAUUUCCAGUAAUUCACAUGGGUCCAUUUUUUUUUUUUUUUUUUUUUAUUUUUAAGACUUCUACACAAUUCCUAAAAUGUACCAAGAAAACAUGGCAAAUACUUUCAAGGAGGCCGUUUUCACACAUGAUUGUUUGAAGAUGGCUUGGGGAUUCUACACACAGUUCGGUCCAAUAUUUUUUAUUUUUAUAUUAUUCUUAAUGUUUAUUUUUAAAGUGGCUGUUCACUUCAUUAUAGAAAAGUUCCUUCUGAAGAUUUGGUCUCAUAGUUAGAAGUGUUUAGGAUGGGAGAAGCUGUAAGCAGGACAGAAUACGGAGAAAUUGAUGUUUUCAAAAAUGAUCAACCUUUCUACAAUCACUGUUGUAAAGAAAGAAUUAGGAAGAAAUAAGAACUGUUUGUGAGGUGAGGGAGCAAAUGGCAAAAAAACCCAACAAAAAAACAACAGGUCAUCAGUAAAAUAGAGAUAUUCGCUGCUACGUUUGCACAUUUUCUCGCUAGCUGUUCUUCCGGAUUUUUAUUUCUUUGUUUUCAAGGCAGCCUGAAAAAUCUCUGAAAGAAUUUCAGGGGAAAUGCUGCCACGUUGUUUCUAGAACAUUCCAGGACUGUAGUGCAUGUGUGAAAACGCCUUACGUGUAAACGCGAGCCCUUGUCGAGGUGUAAAAAAAAAAAUAGAGUUGGGAUCAACACUGUGGUGCAAAACUCCUGCUUUUUGGCCCAAACACAACAUAAAAAACAACAAAAAAAAAAACGAAUAACGCAUAACUGGUCAGCCUCAAAUGCGUCAGGCUGUGUUGCUUCUUUGACAUAACAUAUAUUUUUUGAAUGAAGACUCUUACCUUCUCUAUCAGAGGGGUUGCGAAACCUACUGUACAUUACACACGUGUAAAUGUAUUUUCUAUAUAUUUGCUUCUAUUUGUGUACAGGUGUGUUCUAUUUUUCAAGGCCUCUCCUGUUGUUGGGAAGGCUUCGAGCUAGGUCGGGGAUAGUGUCUUUGUUUACAUGUGUAUCUACAGUAUUUCUUUCAAAAACACAAAAACUAACCUUGUGCCAAGCUUCUUAUCUGCACUUUUGAGCAGUACUUGUAUGAUAUCUUUAGCUAACCAGUAUAAUACUUCAGUAGAUGCUGCAAUAGUUCACUGGCUGAAAAGUGGAAGGUCUGAAAGUAAGAAUACAGGGGGGGCUUUAUCAGGUUCUGGUGCAUUUAUGGAUUGGCUGGAAAACCAAUGACUUGCUCUUCUCAAACACUUUCAAGUGGAAUUUAAUAUAAAGAGCACCACCACAUGAAUAUUAAUAAAAAAAAACAACCGAUGCCAAGAAACCAACUAAACUUGAUCUAUGUUGAGUUCCUUCCAUCUGUCAUUCUUUUUUUGUUAUUUUUUAUUUUUGCUACGCUUGCCCCAGAAAUUUCAGAAUUUGGCAUAAGCUUCUCUAUAGGUACUGAAUACAUCUACUAAUAAAGUACAUGAUGCUGAUGAUGUAAAAAUAAAAGUGUUAACUGAAUGAAUGAAAACACAUAGUCUGAAAACAAAUUAUUUUUCCUCAAAGUUUACAAGAUAUUUCCUGGUUUGUAAAAUCACCUGCACAUUUUAACCUGUAAUGCUUGAAUGCCAGUCGUGAUAGUGGUAUAACUGGGAUGUCUGAUUAGCAUGGAAAUACAGACGCUUCAGCGAGGCAACCUGUGUAGACCAAUUGCAGCAUAACGCCACAAAUGCAACAUAUGAACUCAUUUCUUAUCGUCUGCCUACACAACUUACUUCCCUACGACUUUCUAUUUUCAGUAAAUACUUAAGGAUAGCUGGUUUCUUUGUUGCAAAUAGGGAGGGAAUGAAAUCAAUUCUUCGCCAGUCAGAUCUCACUUUCUAAGCAGGUGCAUUUAUUUUGCGCGGAGAAUGAAUAUUUUGCAGCUCCUGUUCCCGUCACCUCACUCGCCUACGAAUUCUUUCGCUCCCCUCAGCACAAAGACACUAUCGACCAGCAGAGGUUUGCUCUGUCAAGACGAAGGAUAAGACAAUUUUACAGGUCCUGUGAUUUGUGUUUGCAUGUGUCAAGACAUAUGGAGUGGAACUUAUCGACAUAUGUAUUGUUUGAACAUCUAAAUGUUGACAGAACAUUUCCAAGGUCUGUUUUUUUUUUUUUUUUUUUCCCUGCCAUAUCGUUAAAGAGCAUUACCGUAAGAGGAAGAGAGUCGAUGAAUCGAGUCGGCUUUGUUAUCCGGCUUUUGAUGUCCGACGAGCCCAGAAACGUAUUAAACACGUGGCGUUGACAGCGACAAGGUGGUGCUUUGAAUUUGAUCAAAGUCAAUAGGGUGCUCAAUGAGGCGAGACUCUGCAGGAGGAGAGAAAUAUUUGAUGCGACAGUAAAUCUCACCAAAUCAAUUCCUUAGCUGUGAGGAAACUGUAGCUCCUCACUCCGCUUCUCCUUGUUUCAGGAAAAUCUCGUACUGUGCGCUUACUGUAAUCCCAGCAGAGGGCUCUGACUCUGCUCUUGGGUCAUGUUUUUUUAUAAUUUUUUCUCACAAGAGCUAAAGCACUGCUGGUGCUUAUCUAUACAGCGAAAGACUUGGAAAUAUAAAAGAAAAACAUUUUUGUUUGCAGCACCCCGGAUUUUCUCAUUACGCAUCGGCGAGAGGGGGGGCGAGAAGUAACGUGACCCAAAUCUGCCGUUGAUUCACACAGAAGGCCUCUAGCACUGUAAGAUGCCUUUUGCAACAGAGUGCAGAUCUGAACUGAGCGGCAUGUAAAGGGAAUCUGAGAAGCAGGAAGGAACGGGAAGAGAGAUGCUGAGAGCGUUUAGUGACGGCAAAAUCCGAGGCUGAAGUUGAGCUAAUAUGGGAGAGAAAAGUAGAAAGUGUCUUUGAUCAUUCACACUCGACAAAAACUCAUUCAUACUUACGAUGAAGGAAAACGACUCCAGUUGUGUUGUCGCCAUAAAAAUGAAGAGUUUGUACUUUGUGACUCUUAAACUUUUUAUAUUUGUGUUUAAUAUAUCAAUGAGUACCUCUGUUAACUUUUCUAUAAGACAUAUGACUAUAGUAUAUAAACGCACACAUUCAUGCACACACACACACGCACACACGUUAUACACCUCCAAAAAAAGGGACUCCAGUCUGUCUCUGUGACGGCUAAGCGUUGUAUAACUUUUGUUUUGUGUCUUAUGAACUACAUCUCUUCCUUUUGUAGUAAUUGGUAAACGUUUCAAUUUCCAGGUGACUAUGAUUUGGUUAUUCUUGUACUACUAAGCUCUGUAUUUGCAAGCACUGUAAAUGCGAUUCUCACUGGAUUCGUCCUCUGUACAUUUAGUACUCUGAUGUUGCUAUUAAUAAAACAUAAAACAACAUGA
This is a messenger RNA of Poecilia reticulata (guppy), 7195 nucleotides long. Lineage: Eukaryota; Metazoa; Chordata; Actinopteri; Cyprinodontiformes; Poeciliidae. The record is from RefSeq and is a predicted model, not a curated record.